This is a messenger RNA of Thamnophis elegans (Western terrestrial garter snake), 677 nucleotides long. It is a transcript of the gene RPL11, whose product is annotated as ribosomal protein L11. Gene Ontology annotation, biological process: translation. Gene Ontology annotation, cellular component: ribosome; cytosolic large ribosomal subunit. Bases 86 to 625 code for a protein of 179 amino acids. The record is from RefSeq and is a predicted model, not a curated record. Gene Ontology annotation, molecular function: RNA binding; structural constituent of ribosome. The transcript has 6 exons. Lineage: Eukaryota; Metazoa; Chordata; Lepidosauria; Squamata; Natricidae.
GACUCGGGCUCUAUCGUAAUUCUGCGCGACCGACCGCGUUAAGAUCCUCUUCCGGAGGCCUUGCUGCCUUUUCCACGCCUCCAAAAUGGCGCAGCAAGACCAAGGUGAGAAGGAAAACCCCAUGCGGGAGCUGCGCAUUCGCAAACUCUGCUUGAACAUCUGUGUUGGGGAGAGUGGGGACAGGCUCACUCGAGCAGCCAAAGUGUUGGAGCAGCUCACAGGACAGACUCCUGUCUUCUCAAAAGCUCGAUACACUGUCCGAUCUUUUGGGAUCAGGAGAAAUGAAAAGAUUGCUGUACAUUGCACCGUACGUGGGGCAAAAGCUGAAGAGAUCUUGGAGAAAGGGUUGAAGGUCCGAGAAUAUGAGUUGAGAAAGAAUAACUUCUCCGACACUGGCAAUUUUGGAUUUGGGAUCCAAGAACACAUUGACUUGGGAAUUAAAUACGAUCCCAGUAUUGGCAUCUAUGGCUUGGACUUCUAUGUGGUUCUGGGGAGGCCAGGGUUCAGCAUUGCUGACAAGAAGCGCCGAACUGGCAGCAUCGGGGCCAAGCAUAGAAUCAGCAAAGAGGAAGCCAUGCGCUGGUUUCAGCAAAAGUAUGAUGGCAUCAUCCUUCCAGGCAAAUAAAUUAUUUCCACUAGGAAAUAAGUGUGAAUAAAAUUUUACGUUGUUUAAUUUA